AUGCCGCCAAAACGCAAGGCCGCCGCCGCCUCGGCUUCUCGCCCGUCCAAGCGCGUGGCGUCAGGUGUGAACACUCCCGUCAGCAUGGGCAGUAGCGACGACGAGUACAUGUCCGAGGACCCAGACGACUACACGCCACAGAACGACGACUACGAAGAAACCGUCAAGAAAUUCCAGCCCUCCUCAUACCGCAGCAAAAACGUGAAACCUCAAGAGGCAGAUCAAGCAACUCGUCUCUUUCGCGCCGACAAAGACCACUCCGCCCUCGAGCUGAAGCCUGACCACGCUGUGCGCCCGCUCUGGCUCGACCCCGAAAAGGGAAGAAUCGUCGUCGAAACCUUCUCUCCUUCCUUCAAACAAGCUCAAAACUUCUUGAUCAACAUCGCCGAACCCCAAUCUAGAACUACAAACGUUCACGAGUACACCAUCACCGGUCACAGCCUGUUCGCCGCCGUCUCGGUCGGUCUCACAACAGACGACAUCAUCCGUCAACUCGAGGUCUUCUCAAAAAUAAAAUUGCCCGAUGGCUUGAAAGAAUUCAUCUACACCUCGACCCAGUCGUACGGAAAAAUCAGGCUGGUCCUCAAGCACAACAGAUACUACAUAGAAAGUCAGGAUGCUUCUGUCCUGCAGAUGCUUUUGCGCGAUCCGGUCGUCGGCCCAGCCAGGAUUCACGAGACAGACGAGCUGAUUCAAGAGAAAGCGCCUCAACUAGGAGGCUUGGUCAUUCCUGGAACAAAAGACGCGGCUGGUGUCAAGCAAGCUGAAGCCCAAGCACAAAGGAAGGCUGCCAAGAAGGACGAUGAUGACGAUGACGAGGAUGAUGACAACAGGAAAGAUGAAGCAGAACAAGACAUGACGGCCUACCUGAGAGAUGAGGACGACGAUGAUGAAGGUGAUGAAGUUCAUUCUUUCGAGAUUGAUGGUGAGAAAAUUCAAGCAGUCCAGCAACAAUGCAAUGUCACUCUGGGAUUACCACUCACGAACGAGUACGACUUCCGGAAUGACGACAUCAACGCCAACCUGGACAUUGAUUUACGGCCUAUGGCUCAGAUCAGAUACUACCAAGAACAUGCUCUCAGUAAGAUGUUCGGUAACGGUCGUGCCAGAAGUGGAAUCAUUGUCCUGCCGUGUGGUGCUGGCAAGACUCUGGUCGGCAUCACUGCUGCCUGUACUGUCAAAAAGUCUGCUAUUGUGUUAUGCACUUCAGCCAUGAGUGCUUACCAAUGGAAGAACGAGUUCUUGAAGUGGUCUAACAUCAGCUCGGACGAUAUUGCUAUCUUUACCUCUGGCGAGAAGGAGAAACUCAACCAACGAGCAGGUAUCAUCGUAUGCACCUACAGUAUGGUCACCCAGAAUACUCGUAGAGCCCACGACAGUCAGCAAGUCAUGGACUUUAUCCAAAACAGAGAAUGGGGUCUGAUGGUACUCGAUGAGGUUCACGUUGUGCCUGCCGAAAUGUUUAGACGUGUAACAUCAAAGAUUAGAUCACACUCGAAACUCGGAUUAACUGCUACAUUGCUACGAGAGGAUGACAAAAUCAAGGACCUGAACUUCCUUAUCGGUCCCAAACUCUACGAAGCAAACUGGCUUCAACUGUCAGAAGAGGGCCACAUUGCUCGUGUCCAAUGCGCUGAAGUCUGGUGUCCCAUGACAACAGAGUUCUACGGAGAGUAUCUCAAGGCUCGCACCACCAACAAGCGUUCUCUACUUUCCACCAUGAACCCCAGAAAGUUCCAGGCCUGUCAAUUCUUGAUUGACUACCACGAGAAAAGAGGCGACAAAAUCAUCGUCUUUUCUGAUAACGUAUACGCUCUUGAGAAAUACGCCAAGCGACUCAAGAAGCCAUACAUUUACGGAGACACACCUCAAAGAGAGCGUGAGCUGGUUUUGCAGAACUUCCAGCAGAACGAAGCAGUGCGAACAAUCUUCCUGUCCAAGAUUGGAGACACCAGUCUGGAUUUGCCUGAGGCAACUUGCUUGAUUCAAGUGUCCAGUCAUUACGGUUCUCGUCGUCAGGAAGCUCAACGAUUGGGUCGUAUUCUUCGUGCCAAGCGCAGAAACGACGAAGGCUUCAACGCCUUUUUCUACUCCCUCGUCUCAAAAGACACCAACGAAAUGUACUACUCCUCCAAACGCCAAGCUUUCCUCGUCGACCAAGGCUACUCCUUCAAAGUAAUCACCCAUCUCACCGGCAUCGACAAAGUCGAAGGUCUGCAUUUCCGCGACACUUCCUCCCGCAUGGAACUCCUCGAAGACGUCCUCAUGGCCGGCGAAGAAAGCGGCAGUGUGGAAAAUAUUCAAGAUGAUCUGUUCAGUGGACGACAGAUGCACAAGGGACCCAAAGGCAAACCUGGCGUUCGUCGUACUGCUGGCGCGCUCUCAGAAUACGCUGGUGGUAAGGAUAUGGCGUAUAUCGAGUAUAACAAGAGUAGAAACAAGGAACUCAAGAAGAACAAGCCGACGAGUAAGUUCUUCAAGGAUAUCCAGAGGACGAAUGAGAAGAGAAAAGCGGCCAAGGACAUGUGA
Messenger RNA from Aureobasidium namibiae CBS 147.97, 2529 nucleotides. RefSeq names its product DNA repair helicase rad25. The transcript is spliced from 2 exons. Gene Ontology annotation, cellular component: nucleotide-excision repair factor 3 complex; transcription factor TFIIH holo complex; transcription preinitiation complex. Gene Ontology annotation, biological process: nucleotide-excision repair; transcription initiation at RNA polymerase II promoter. The record is from RefSeq and is a predicted model, not a curated record. Gene Ontology annotation, molecular function: DNA binding; hydrolase activity; ATP binding. Lineage: Eukaryota; Fungi; Ascomycota; Dothideomycetes; Dothideales; Saccotheciaceae. Bases 1 to 2529 code for a protein of 842 amino acids.